AUGCGACUCCUUUUAUUUUCGUUAUGCUUCACUAUAGCACUGUCACAGGUGUACUAUCGCCCCGUUCAACAGACGCCAACUCAGAAGAUUGUUGUUCAACAACCCCAACAGAGAGUUCAGCAACCACAACAACGACAACUCUAUUACCCUGUUAGAACUAAUUGCAACAAUAAGUGUAAUCAGCAGACAAGAUAUCGCUGGAAUUAUAGGCCUGUCGUGAACGUUGUUCGACCCCAAGUGAAAACUAUCCAGACUAAGCCGUAUGUCCCUCUGCCAAUUCAACCAGUAGCAACUUAUCCACCUCCAGUAGUAACCUCUACUUUACCUACACCGCCACCAGAAUCUACAACUGUGCCUUCCACAACUACUGUACCUUCUACAGUCCCAUCCACAACAACAACUACAACAUAUUCAACCACACAAACUCCUUCCACAACAAGCUCAACAACACCAUCAACAACUUCAGCCGAGAGAACAGCGGAAACAUUACAAACUGAAGGAACAACCCCAAGCACGACUCGCUUCAUGCGACCCGAGCGUAAGCAAACACAGAAGCCAAAAUUCUUCAAUCCCUGUCCAACAGGAAGAGCUCUUCUGAAUGAAUUUGAAACUCCAAUUUCGUGUAACUACCUUAACCAGCCAAAUGGAGGAUGUCCUGAAGAGUAUUGGUGUCACACUGGUGCUUCAUUUGCAACAACAGCUUGUUGUCCAAAAACAGAACCAGUUAAUCGUUGUGAGCAAAGACGUGAUGUGGGCGAAGGAAAUGAACUAGUUGCUAGAUGGUAUUUCGACAAACAGACUCGUUUAUGUAAACGUUUCUUAUACAAAGGAAUCAGAGGAAAUCAGAACAACUUCGUUGCUAAGGUACAAUGUCAAGAUGCAUGUGAAAGCGCUGUUGUUGUGGAUAAUGCCAAUCCCUGCAGAUUCAAUCAACCAGCUAAGCAUCAGAACAAUACUCUGAUCUUCUGCGGUCCUAAUGAUGAUUCCAUGUGCCCAAAAAAUUAUUAUUGUCAUGUUGGUGAGAAUCCCGAUGUGACAGCUUGCUGCGAGUCCAGCGGAAUUAGUGACCCAUGUUUGUUGGCACUUAAUGUUGGCCAAGGAAAAUCUUUACUUAAAAGAUUCUACUAUAACACUUUCUCUAAGAGAUGUACUGAAUUCGUGUACAAAGGGCUUCGCGGAAACGAAAACAACUUUUUGACCGUUAAACAGUGCCAAGACACCUGCCAAAAAUGGACUAAUCCUUGCCCAAAUCCUCUGAAUGUGGCUCAUAAACAAGAAUGUUCAAGCAGCGCAAGCGUAUGUGGUUCAUCUCAGUGGUGUCACGUUGGAGCCACACCAGACACCACUGUUUGUUGUCCAACUGUCUCUACAGAUGCUUGUACUCAGCCAAUUCUUGCUGGAGAAGGCUCUGCUAACUUAACAAGAUGGUAUGCUGAUCCAAACGAUAAAUCAUGCGGAAAAACUUGUAAGCAAUUCACAUAUAAAGGAACUAAAGGAAACCAAAACAAUUUCUUAUCCAAAGAGGAAUGCGAAAAUAAAUGCAAACGCGAAUGCAAAUCUCCAUGUGGUUCUGGAAGCGAGAUGCUUAUGACUCCUGACAAUCAACCAAGACUUUGCUCUCCAACUUCACCUUGUCCAAAUACUCAUUGGUGUCACGUUGGAAUCACUCCAGAUUCUACUGUGUGUUGUUCUGCAGUUUCAAACACCUGUGAUCUACCAAUGGAAAGAGGAACUGGAAAUUCUCAUUUAACUCGUUGGCAUUUCAUUGCCUCUCAGAAAAAAUGUGUGAAGUUUAUCUACAGCGGAGAAGGAGGAAAUCAGAAUAUGUUCCUGACAUUGGACGAUUGCAUGGCUGUUUGUCCUGUGUAUGAAAAUCCUUGCUCUACCGGAAAACCACUUUUGAUCGGCUCCCAACCUAAGAUAUGUAGCCCAAGCGAGCGUUGCCCAUCAACUCACUUCUGCCACAUUGGAGUCGAUGAUAAACUGAACUACUGCUGUCCCAAAAAUGGCGAUCCAUGUGACCAAGAGCUAUCAAGUGGAGCUGGUGGUUUAGCUCUUACAAGAUUCUAUUUCGAUAAGGAUGUCAAGAGAUGUCGCGAGUUCGCUUAUCAAGGAACUAAAGGAAAUGCGAACAAUUUCUUAUCAAUGGAAGAUUGUGAACUUGUCUGUCCUGUUGUACCAAACCCAUGCAAACUAGGAGAACCACUCAUGACUUCUUCAAAAGAACCAGUGAUUUGUGGAGGUGAAGAAAGCUGCGCAAAUGGCUUCUGGUGUCACGUAGGAGCAACUCCUGAAACUACGAACUGUUGCCCAGGAACUCGUCGUCCAUGUGAUCUUCCUCUGGAAACAGGUGAAGGAAGUUAUAGCCUGGAACGUUGGUUCUAUGAUGGUGGAAUUCAAAUGUGCCGUCCAUUUGUAUACAAGGGAAUGAAAGGAAACUCAAACAAUUUCUUGACAAAACAAGCUUGUCGUCAAUCUUGCAAGGAGUUGAACCCUUGCGGAUUUGGGAACCCAUACACCGACAAGAGUGGUGACAUGGUUCAAUGUAGCGGAGCCCAACUGCUCAACAGCUGUCCAUCUGGUUUCUACUGUCAUGUAGGUGGCUCACCAUUGAACACUGUUUGUUGCCCAAAACGAAAUGUGGAUCCUUGUGAUCAACCACUCAUCGAAGGAAUAGGAAACGAUGACUUGCCCCGAUGGUUCUUCGACAAGAAACAGAACAGAUGUGCUCCUUUCAAUUAUGGUGGAACUGGAGGAAGUGAAAAUAACUUCGUCAGUCAGAGAACAUGUGAAACUACCUGUCCAGUAUACAGAAACUAUUGCCCACACGGUAUCCCUCUCAUUGAAGACCAACAAGUUAUUUCCUGCGGAAUUGAUAAGGGUUGUCCUGAAGGAUUCAUUUGCCAUAUGAGCAGCGAGUAUAAUGUCUCAAUUUGUUGUCAGGACCCUAUGGACUUCUGUCUUUCUCCAAGAGAGCAAGGACCAUGUAACGGUACAGAAGCCCGCUACGGAUACAAUGCUGAAACAGACACCUGUAUUCAAUACAAAUAUGGAGGAUGUGAAGGAACCCUGAAUAACUUCAAAUCUUUGCAAAGAUGUACAGAAAUUUGUUGCAAAGAAUACAAGAGAAAGCAUUAG
Auanema sp. JU1783 is the source of this 3138-nucleotide messenger RNA. The record is from the annotation of a GenBank genome assembly. Lineage: Eukaryota; Metazoa; Nematoda; Chromadorea; Rhabditida; Rhabditidae.